AUGAGAUUAAUUCCGACGAUAGUGUUGGCGUUUGGCCUUGCCGAAGCUCUAGAAACUCAUCGAGUUGCCCGAGCAGCUCAUCACUUCGGACUUGGAGCUCAUACAAACAAGCCUAAACCUUCGAAGGCGCCAAAGCCCCCUAAACCAUCAAAAGCCCCAAAACCACCAAGACCGCAAAAUUCAAACAACAACAACAAUAAUCGACCAAACAACCAAGGCGGCGGCAACAACAACGAUCCAAGAUGUGAUCCUACCUGGAGUCAGAAAAAAUGCACAAGAGCUCGCAAGCGAUUCGAAAAACGGGAAGAACGACGACGAAGACGAGAGCAAAAGCUCGCAAACCGACCGGGCAAGGGAAAGUAA
This is a messenger RNA of Oikopleura dioica, 363 nucleotides long. Lineage: Eukaryota; Metazoa; Chordata; Appendicularia; Copelata; Oikopleuridae. The record is from the annotation of a GenBank genome assembly.